Molecule: messenger RNA, 432 nt
Organism: Fonticula alba
Lineage: Eukaryota; Rotosphaerida; Fonticulaceae
Exons: 1
Coding region: 1-432 (143 amino acids)
Source: RefSeq, a predicted model, not a curated record
AUGGCCACACGUCGGCCAUCGGCUCCGCACGAUCGGGCCCUCACCAUGACGGCCCCGUUGCAUCGGACGCCGCAGCCCCUGGUCUUCCAGCCUUUCUUGGACCAAAUCCUCCCGAAGGUGCAUCUGAUCGCCUCGAACGGUCUGCAAUUGGAGCCCGGCGCGUUGAAUCGCCUCGAUCGCUACCUCUUCCUGGUGUUGGUAUACAUUCUUUCUGGACUCGAGGCCUCCGGAGCCACGCCGGGCCCGGCCGGCGGGGCCCCGGCCGUCGUCCCACCCGCCGGCCAUGCCUCAGUGCCCCACUCGCGCACCGGCUCGGCCGGCACCAUCGGGGCCACCUCGUCCACUGUCCCGGCCGCCAGCCCAGCCCCCACCGGCCCGGAGAUGGCUCCCUAUGGCCUUGCACAUGUGGAAUUCCAAGACCACCAUCCGUGA